AUGGAGCGGGAGCGCGGCGCGUCGGCGGCGCUGUGGGGGCACAUGCACCUCCCACUGCUGGCGCGCGCGGGGUCCAAGGAGUCGGUCGAGUACAUCCUGCAGGCGCUCUGGCGCACGCGCCGCACGGGCCUCGACGCCGCCGACAGCACCGUCGCCCGCGACGCCCUCCAGCUCUCCUCCGACGCCGAGCUCGACCCCGUCAGCACUCAGCACCCCCUGCCCCUCCCCACCCUCUGUAUUCCUUGUUUCCUUCCUGCGCCAUCGCUCGCGUCGCGGACGUUGCAGUGCAGGUUCAGACUGUUCAGUCCCCAACUCUGCUUCUUCGGCAUCUCCCUGCUGCAGCUGCUGGUGUGCCUGAGGAUACUGAUCAGGCGGUGCGUCAACGAGAACGUCGCCAAGGACGACAUCCUCAAGCUCUUCCCCGAGGAGGUGCCCCCCGAGCUGCAGAAGCUGCUCACCUUGCUGCUGCAGAAGUUCCAGACGGAGUGGCAGCAGGAUGCCGCCAAGGAUCAGCUUCAAAACGGUGCCGCACCUGUUGAGGAUUCUGUAGAAUCAUCAGGGCAGAAAGAAGUGAAGAAGUCUCCAUUAGCUAAGGAUUCUUUGGAUAAAAUGCUGAAGGACUUGUUCUCAACCAAGGACCAAAUGGCAACUGACGGCAGUAACACCGGUCACUAUGAGGUAGCCGGAAGCGCUUAG
Molecule: messenger RNA, 696 nt
Organism: Miscanthus lutarioriparius
Lineage: Eukaryota; Viridiplantae; Streptophyta; Magnoliopsida; Poales; Poaceae
Source: the annotation of a GenBank genome assembly